Pisolithus orientalis is the source of this 1044-nucleotide messenger RNA. Its product is annotated as chord-domain-containing protein. The coding region runs from base 1 to 1044 and encodes 347 amino acids. The record is from RefSeq and is a predicted model, not a curated record. The transcript is spliced from 7 exons. Lineage: Eukaryota; Fungi; Basidiomycota; Agaricomycetes; Boletales; Pisolithaceae.
AUGCCUUGCUGUACGCGAAGAGGAUGCGGAAAGGAUUACGACCUCAGUCAGAACAACAACUCAAGCUGCACCUACCACCCAGGUGCUCCCGUUUUCCACGAAGGUCUUAAAUCGUGGUCUUGCUGCUCAACGGCGAACAAACCCGUUCUCGACUUUAAUGAGUUCUUGAGUAUACCUGGUUGUGCGGUCGGCGCGCACUCCGAUGAAACACCAGAGAGCAUAAGUCAGACCCACAAAGCACCGACACAGGGACAGUUGACUAUGACGAAAUCAAGCCAAGGGUCGGAAGUGUACUCUACAUCGAUUACAAAAUCGGCUGCCAGACCAACGACCACCCCCGUUACUGCUACGCCGAUCGACCCACCCGUACAAGAGGAGGACGAUCUAUCGGUAUCUGUUGUCCCUGGUACAAUUUGCAAGCGCAAGGGUUGUGGUGUGAUCUUUGUGAGUGAUCAAGAACACCGUACAGGUGAUGGUGCGGGGACAGUCUGUAUAUACCAUCCAGCACCGCCCAUCUUCAGAGAAGGCAGUAAGGGUUAUCUGUGCUGCAAGCGGCGAGUCCUCGAGUUCGAGGAAUUUCUCAAGAUUGAGGGUUGUACCAAGGGACGUCAUAUUUUUGCUCCCAAGCAAGCAAGGCAGGAACUGGGUGAUCAGUUCACCGAAUGUCGCAUAGACCAUUAUCAGACACCGAAAGAGGUGCACGUAUCUGUGUUUGCGAAGCAAGCGGACAGGGACAGGAGCAGUAUUAUGAUUGUAGAGACGCAGGUCCACCUUGACUUGUUCCUCCCUGGCCAAAAGCGAUUCAAGCGGACACUCAACUUAUUUGGACCUGUUCUUCCCCAAGAAUCAUCCUACCAGUUCUAUGGUACGAAGGUGGAAGUGCUAUUAAAGAAAUCAGAUGGUCGUAGUUGGACGUUACUGGAGAAGACAACUCAAAAUAUUGGCAACAUUAGUCUCACUUUUGGUGUUGGAGGCAGGACAGGUACAAUUGGCGGGAAGCAAAUCAUCCUUGAUGAGCAGAACGCUGCGAAUCGGCGGGCAUAG